GUAACAAUGAAACUUCUAGGCUUUCUUCUCUUUAUUACUAACUUUGGGAUCAUUUUCAGCCAGGGAGGAGCUAGAUUUGGAUUUUCAUUUCAAGUGUCAGCUUUGAUGUACCUUCAGAGUCACAACAGGGAAGUGAAGGUAUCUGACGUACCAGGAAGCUACCUACCCACACCAGGACAGAGGUCACUUUUGGCACAUCACAGAUCUUCACUGGGACCCUGAUUAUAAAAUCACAGAGAACCCAAACACCGUGUGUCCUUCAUCUUCGAAACCUGUACCAAACCCAGGGAAGUGGGGCAGCUACCUAUGUGACUCCAAUUGGAACCUCAUCAAUCUGACCCUUUAUACCAUGAAAGCCCUUCACCCUGAGCCAGACUUCAUUCUUUGGACUGGUGAUGACACUCCUCAUGUCGCUGAUGAGAAGCUUGGUGAGGAUGCAGUCCUGCGGAUAAUAAGCAAGUUAACCAAGUUGAUACAAGUGGUCUUUCCAGGCACUAAAGUCUACUCUGCAAUGGGAAAUCAUGACUUCCAUCCAAAAAAUCAGUUUCCUGGUAACUAUCACAAGAUUUACAACAGAACGGCUGAGCUAUGGGCACCGUGGAUGGACCAUCAAUCUAUCACUCUCUUUAAUCAAGGUGCUUUCUACACUGAGAAGCUGCUGGGUCAGAAUGACCAGAGGAUCAUUGUUUUGAACACAAAUCUGUACUACAGGAGCAAUAAGCUUAAUGUUGAGACUAAUGACCCUGCUGGGCAGUUUCAAUGGCUUGAAGAGGUUCUUUCAAAUGCAAUCGUAGCAAAAGAAAAAGUUUACAUCAUUGGGCAUGUGCCACCUGGCUUUUUUGAAAAGAAGAGGUGGACAUCUUGGUUUCUGGAACACUUCAAUAGCAGAUAUGUUGAAAUUAUCCAAAAGUAUCACAGUGUGAUAGCUGGUCAGUUCUUUGGACACCACCAUACAGAUAGCUUCAGGAUGUUCUACAAUCAAUCAGGUUCUCCCAUAGGAGUUAUGUUUGUCACACCUGGCAUUACUCCAUGGAAAACAACACUGCCUGGUGUGGAGAAUGGAGCUAACAACCCAGCAAUUCGGAUAUUUGAGUACAACACAUAUACACUCGAAAUCCAGGCAGGAGAUUAUUUCUGGGGUGCUGCUGUGUUAUGUCUGGUGCUGUUUUGUUCAGUGGUCGUUCAGCUGUUCAGCUGGUUCUGGUUUGCCGGGGAUCGAGAGCAAUUGAAGAGCCUAUCCGAUUCCGGACUUCUUCCGUCCUUCAAGACCACGGUAGGAGAUGGUGCCCUGCGGCUUUUACACGGACUGCAACUGGGAUUUCUGGUCAGGUAUAUAACUGCACUGGAGGUGGGGAUCCGAAUGCACAAAGAGAGGGACACUUUUGGCUUGCAAUAUGUUAUUUACCUGAUCAGUGAUAUCAGCAUGCUACGACUCUUUGAGAGUAUUUUUGAAAGUGCUCCUCAACUCUCACUGAUGCUGUACAUCAUGAUGUUGAAGAACCAGAUGAAGCUUCACCAGUGUUUCUCCAUUGUGGCGUCUUUCCUCUCCAUUGCCUGGGCCGUCCUGGACUUUCACAAAUCCCUGCGCAGCUCUCUCUCUGACAAAAUGCAUCUUAGAUUCAAGUCUGCGGUGACUUAUUUUAUCUUUAACCUGCUACUCAUCUGUCCUAGGAUUUGUAGCAUUGCCCUAUUUGCAAUCAUAUUCAAACACUAUGUCCUCUUGCACUUUGCUCUUAUAUGCUUGCCCAUGUUUAUCUGGACUUGCCAACAAGGCACAGACUUUAUGAACAACCUUCCUGAAGAGGUAUUCUACAGGGGUGCAGUAGCAGUGAUCUUGUAUUUCACCUGGCUUAAUGUUGCUGAGGGAAAAACAUUCAUCAGACAAGUUAUUUAUCACUCAUUCUUGGCUGUGGAUUGUGGGAUUUUAGUUGGAUUUUGGUGGAUUUAUAGAGAUCCAGUUUUAACCGCUUCCUAUGCUCUCCCACUCCUUUUUGCAAUAUCAUCGUCAUAUUUUCUUGGGGUGAUUGUAAAGUGUACUUAUUACAAGUAUCUUCAUCCCAGGGUCACGGCAGACUUGCUAUCAACUGAUGAAAUAGACGUUCUACAAGAGGUUGGAUUUCGAUCGAUUUGUGAGAGCAGACCUUUGAUAAACAAGAGAAUGCAAAUCCUAUCCAAUUGUUUUUACUCUUCUAAACCUGGCAGAAACAAAUGCCACUCAGAUAUGGAGGAAACUAAAAUCUAAAGCUCCAGUAUUCUGUUGAAUGUCAGUUUAUGUAAAGGUUUGUUUCACUGCUAUUAAACUUCAUGUCACGUGUAUUUCAGGUCAAAAUGCACAAAGGAGAAUGUAUACAAUUGGAGCACAUGGUUCUUCAGUUAAUUUUUGUUCUGAUGUUCUCCACUCCUGCCAAUCUCAGCUUAUAUAAUGGGUGUUCAACAAAUUAAUAUGCUUAAAAUCAGCAUCAAGGAAUAGAGAUGCCAUCCCUGAGUCAGUGAAGAGGAGUUUCUCCAUCAAUGUGAUGCGUUAAUUUUUCCUGAUAUAUUGAGUUAUGUAGAAAUUAUACAGGCCAAACUGCAUGACCAAUAAGUCAAAACCAAUGUUUUUGCCUCAUUCCCAUAUCGCUUUCCUUUCAUUCAACCAAAAGCUGCUUUAAGUGUUGAUGUUAUCUGCUUCAGUCACGAACUCAGGUGAUACAUUUCUUUUUAAAAGACAUUUGUGAAUAUUUGGAUUUUUUUUCUGCUCCCUAUUCUUAGUCUGAUACAUUUAAUCCACAUAUGUGACCCUGCAUGCACACACAACAGCUUCUCAAAAUCAAAAUGUAAUUGUUGCUUUUUAAAUUUACUUCACCUUCUGACUGAAUUACCAAUCGCAACAGCUUAUCAAUAACAUUGGGCAGAUUCUUUUUGUACUCAAAGUUAUUCAUUAUACCUAUUUUAUUAUCAGUGGCAAAUUUGGACACUACUUGCUCUAGAGUCAUAUUUAUAGUAUUGAUAUAGAAACUAACAGAAGCAACACUGGAACAGAUUCUUAUGGGUUACUAUUAUCGACUGUCACCCUUCUGAGAAAUAAAGCUGCCUUGAAGUUCUCAUUAAUUUUCUACUUCUAACUAUUUUAUAACCGUAGAAACCAUAGUUCCCAAAUUCUAUGCCCCUUAUUCAUGUCCAAUAUUUUUCAGUUUGUUUAAUUUUCAAAGACUUUUUGGAUGUCUUAAAUUCAGAUUUAUGUUGCAAUCCUGUUUAGUUGCUUCUUCGUUGUUUCCAGGUUAGAUUUUUGGCUUAGCUGAGCUCAGCUGGAGCCAUAAUGGGAACAUCCAAAUUGGCCUUAGUACUUCAGGCUGAAUUUUCUUAUUAUAGAUGUCGAUUUGUCUAUGGUAUAUUUCUCCAUUUUUAUUGUAAGCUUGUACAACAGAAAGAAAAUUAGAUUCAAUUCUACUGCCUUAACCAACUCAAAAUUAACAAAAUGUAGUUCAGUUAGCUGAGUUCAGCAAAAUCAAAAAGUUUCAAAAAUUCUGAAAGUAUAUCAUGAUGCAGCAGAGAAAUUUACAUCAUUUAUCGUUACAAAUUCAGAAAUUGGGCUGUAUAAUCAGUUACCAGCUAGGCAACUAAAAUGAAAGAUAUUAUUAAGUAAGGCUUUCGGAGUUGGAUCAGAAUGAAAGCCGUGAUGGUGAGAAAGUUCAAGGCUUAAUGCCCUAUUUAUGUCAACUCAGUUGAUUGUUGCCAGAAUCUCUUGAGCAGCAAAGUAACUAACUGUGACAUUUUAGUCUUGGAGAUGGAAAAUUGAUUGUGGAGAGGGAGUUCUUCUCACCCAAUUGCUACAGUUCCCUACCAGUUGACGUUGGAGAAGUCAGUCUAGGCUAUGAUGUUGCUAAUAGUCAAGACUCACAUAAGAAGUAGUAGCAACAUGAAUGAGGUACAGGGCAGUGCUUAAAGCAGAGUACUGCAGUUAAUGAAUGCUGAACAGAGGAGAUCAUUAAGGAAGAGAUUAUGAGCUCUUUGUGCAUUUUAUUGUUAUUGAAUUUAGCUAAUCUGGAGAACGCAGCAAGUAUUUAGUAUGACUGAAAAGUUAUCAACUAGUUUACAUUUAACAAGUAUCAGAGAUAAUGGGAACUGCAGAUGCUGGAGAUUCCAAGAUAAUAAAAUGUGAGGCUGGAUGAA
Messenger RNA from Stegostoma tigrinum, 4152 nucleotides. It is a transcript of the gene smpdl3b, whose product is annotated as sphingomyelin phosphodiesterase acid like 3B. Gene Ontology annotation, cellular component: plasma membrane. Gene Ontology annotation, molecular function: sphingomyelin phosphodiesterase activity. The transcript is spliced from 11 exons. NCBI's taxonomy places the organism in Eukaryota, Metazoa, Chordata, Chondrichthyes, Orectolobiformes, Stegostomatidae. The record is from RefSeq and is a predicted model, not a curated record. Bases 350 to 2242 code for a protein of 630 amino acids. Gene Ontology annotation, biological process: sphingomyelin catabolic process; engulfment of apoptotic cell; apoptotic process involved in development.